GGCUCAUGAACCCUUCAACUCUCCUCUCACCUCUCUCUCUCUCUCUCCCACCAAAAUCUCCUCUGCUUUUUCUCAAUAAGAAGCGAACCAAAAAUAGAAAAAAGCAGAGAGCAAACACAUAGAGAGAGAGAAAACGAAGAUGAGCGAGAGAAAUCUCAACAGCAAGCGAGAAUCUCGAGACUUCGAAGCUUCAAGCACAAUCGUAUCAGUAUCGGUAUCGCCACUCAAGAAGAAGACGAAGCUCGAUGACUCUUCAGCAUCGGACUCUCAUGGCGUCGUGCUCGCGGUUCCUUCUCCUUAUGUAGCUUCAUCGGCGGAAUCAUCUCGAGCAUCUAUCGUCAGCUCCGACUGUUUCAGCAGUGAAUCCAACGAAACCGUGAGGAACAAUCCAACCUCUGUUGUAGAUCUGGAGGUGAAAUUUCUGGAAUCGGUUAGCUCUUUCUCGAUUCUGUUAUUUUCUCUCCGUUUAUUUCUUGUGUUUGUUCAGGAUACAGUGAGCGAGGCUUUGGGAGAGACGACGGAGACGGCAUCAUCAUCGGCAAUCAAAAGGGAUGAACCACCGGAGGUGAGCAAGGUUCCGACGGCGGAGGAGAUUGAAUCAUUCUUAUCGGAGCUAGAAGGUGGAGACGAUAAACAGAAGCGAUUCAUAGAAAAGUACAACUUCGAUAUCCUCAAUGACAAACCGCUUCAAGGUCGUUACAUGUGGGAUCGACUCAAGCCAUGAAUAGCGAGCAUAUGGAGGAGGAAGAAAAAUAAUUAGGUUAUUUAUCUACUAAUUACAUUCCACUCGUACGUACAGCUCUCGUUUCGUUUUUUUUGGUUCUAAUCAGUUUUUAGCCUUCGUAUAACCAAAGAAAAGAAAAUACAACCUUUAUAUGGAAAGUUCGGAUCUUGAUCAAGUAAUUACGAUGGUUUUCAGAAAAUAGAAAUUCCUAUGGCUUUUUGAUUUUUUGUGGUUUCUCAUGUAUCACUUGUUUUUUGGUGAAUCAAGUGAGUACAGUACCUGGUUUAGGUAAUGUCAGACAGACUCUGGUUUUUAUAAUUGCAUGAAUAAGGAAAGUAAUUGGUUCUUGGUUCGUUUAGUGCAUUGGAUGCUUAUUACAAUUAUUUUAUCUCCACAUUUGUUUCGU
This is a messenger RNA of Eruca vesicaria subsp. sativa (arugula), 1130 nucleotides long. NCBI's taxonomy places the organism in Eukaryota, Viridiplantae, Streptophyta, Magnoliopsida, Brassicales, Brassicaceae. The record is from the annotation of a GenBank genome assembly.